Mesitornis unicolor (brown roatelo) is the source of this 2695-nucleotide messenger RNA. It is a transcript of the gene SENP5, whose product is annotated as SUMO1/sentrin specific peptidase 5. NCBI's taxonomy places the organism in Eukaryota, Metazoa, Chordata, Aves, Mesitornithiformes, Mesitornithidae. Gene Ontology annotation, molecular function: deSUMOylase activity. Gene Ontology annotation, cellular component: nucleus. Gene Ontology annotation, biological process: protein desumoylation. The record is from RefSeq and is a predicted model, not a curated record. The transcript has 9 exons. Bases 1 to 1704 code for a protein of 567 amino acids.
AUGCUGUUGCAAAGGGAGUGGAAUGGAACUUGUGGCCCCUUGACAACUCUAAAAAGGUCCAAAUUUAACCAUCAUACUGUAAAAAAGAGAUCUUUAUUUAUGAUGCAUAAGAAACUUUCUAUGGUUAGGUUUCGGUAUAGAAUUAUAAAAUCCCCAGGACUUCGAGCAAGAGGCAAAACCUGCAAAUUGAGGAAAAUCAAGCCAAGGCGGGUGGAGAAAGCUACAAGGGACCAGCAAGAGACGCUCCAGCGGGAUUUUGAAAGUGGAUUUUGUAAUUGGCUUUCAUACUGGAAAUCUAAAAGUAAGCGUCUUUGGAACCGGUACAGCUUACCAGAUAUGAACAAUAAUACACCCAGAUCUUUAGGUGAGGAGAAUGAGACCUGUCGUACGCAGGAUGCGUUACCCUGUGCUGAGCCGCGUUCUGAGGAGUCGGGAUCAGGACAGGAAGGCAGCACAGAUGCUGUCCCACCAGAACUGCAUGCAAGAGCUUCUCCGGAGGCACAGACCUUGCUCCAGGUGGAGACCAACGGGCCUCUGGCAGAGGAUCAUUGCUCUGACGUAUUCAUCUCCACGAUAGGAAAAGAAAUUGCUGUGUCAGGUCAAGAUGAUGCAGAAACUGAUGAGGUUAUGGGUGUAGGUGGGAUGAUACUGUUGCAAUCCUCCUUGCAGGAUUCUGUUGGCAAUGAAAACUUUGCAAAUGGACCUUUAUCCAUGGAGCUGGCACAAAAUGAGGACAGCUCUAGCCAAAUGGAAGUAGAGGGCUCCUUGAACCUAGACAGUUUUAGUGCAAAGUUACUAGAUCACCCUUACUGUAAAAGUCCUCUUGAGGAGCCUUCGCCUGAAAGCACAGGACUAAAAUCAGGAGCUCAAAAGGGAAGCAAAAGGAACAGUCAAAAAGCUUCCCGGGUGGCUGAUGAGCAGUUGGCAACGUGGCUUUGUGGAUUCCUAGAUGAAGUUAUGAAGAAAUAUGGCAGUUUAGUUCCACUCUGUGAAAAAGAUGUCAUGGGAAGAUUAAAAGAAGUCUUUAAUGAAGAUUUCUCCCAUAGAAAACCUUUUAUCACCAGGGAAAUCAUGAAGUAUCGGGAAAAGCAUCCAAAAACCUCCCCUUGCCAUUUCCGGGUCUUCUAUAAUAAGCACAUGCUAGAUAUGGAUGAUUUGGCUACACUGGAAGGCCAGAACUGGCUGAACGACCAGAUAAUUAACAUGUAUGGUGAACUCAUAAUGGAUGCAGUCCCUGAAAAGGUUCAUUUCUUUAACAGCUUUUUUCAUAGACAGCUCGUAACCAAAGGAUAUAAUGGGGUAAAGCGAUGGACUAAAAAGGUGGACUUGUUCAAAAAGACUCUCUUGUUAAUUCCUAUUCAUCUGGAAGUCCACUGGUCCCUCAUUACUGUGAACAUCCCCAGUCGAAUUAUUUCAUUUUAUGAUUCCCAAGGCAUUCAUUUUAAGUUCUGUGUAGAGAACAUUCGAAAGUAUUUGCUGACUGAAGCAAAAGAGAAGAAUCGCCCCGAGUUUCUUCAGGGCUGGCAGACUGCUGUGACAAAGUGCAUUCCACAACAGAAAAAUGACAGUGACUGUGGGGUUUUUGUGCUCCAGUACUGCAAGUGCCUCGCCUUAGACCAGCCUUUUCAGUUCUCCCAGGAAGAUAUGCCCCGAGUGAGAAAAAGGAUUUACAAGGAGCUGUGUGAAUGCCAGCUAAUAGACUAAUAAAAUGCAGCCAACCUAAUUUCUCUGGCAUUUCUGACAAGUUGCAGCUGGUGUUUGUGUACUUGAAUUUCUGAAAACUUCCAUGAAUUUUGAGCGAUUCUCAGCUGAGUGGUGUGGCCACUGUCGUUACCUCAAUUUUUUGACAAGCUCUUUAACUGGCAGAAUGUAACAGAGCUGCCAUAAAAUAUUCCUAAUGUCAGUUUGGUUCUCUUAUGUUCUUUCCUGUAUUUAAUAUUUAUUAUCUCAGCAUGCAUAUAGGCAAAGAAUGCAACUAAAAGCAUAAAAUUGUAGAUUUGGUGCACCUUUGAGAUGUAGCUAGAAAUGACAAAUACAGGUGAAUUUGUCUGGAAACAUAAAGAUGCAUGAUAUGUUUUCUGAUGCAAUAAUGCUUUGAAUGUAUCAAAAAAAAUUCAAUGCCAUAAAAAGAAGAGCUAGAACCUGUUUGAUAGUUCCAUUGUCCCUGUUGUGGCUGUAUAAUACUGAAUUACAACUUUUUAGGGUGGCUAAAUUCAUUGACAGAUUUAAUUUCUGAAGGACCCUUUUUUAAAUAGUUCAAGUUGCUAAUAAAGUUUGUUCUUUUAACAUUUAUCCAGCUGUCAUUAUCAGCCUGUCCCUAUAGAUAAAAAGCAACCUUUGCACAAAUAAAGCUUCACCGCUUGUCUGGACAAUAAAAAGUACAAAGGUGUUCAGUCAGAUUGAUGGUAUAUUCCUAUAUGCUGCAGAAGUCUCCAUGAUGUGUGUGUUAAGGAGAAUUACAAAGCUGGCCCUGAAGAGUCACAGCUCAGAUACCAAGAUAAGCUCCUUGGCUGUAACUGUUUAAAUCUCAGAUGGCUUUGACUCGUUUUUCAGUUACACUCUAUGCAGUGAAAUGUACCAUUUCAGCAUCUCCCUUCAGCUCUGUCUUCAGCUGAAUUUCCUUCAAGCUUGUUGUGUUUAACCUCCCAUUGGCUUUUGCCUUUGUUCAAAUAUAAAUUAAUUCAUCUCUGCUGCA